Molecule: messenger RNA, 1545 nt
Organism: Hansenula ciferrii
Lineage: Eukaryota; Fungi; Ascomycota; Saccharomycetes; Phaffomycetales; Wickerhamomycetaceae
Gene: APE3
Product: aminopeptidase Y
Exons: 1
Coding region: 1-1545 (514 amino acids)
Biological process (GO): proteolysis
Molecular function (GO): metalloexopeptidase activity
Source: RefSeq, a predicted model, not a curated record
AUGAAGCUCACAUUGACUACACUACUUUCAAUUACGGCUGCUUCAGCUUAUCUGUUGCCAGUGAACAUCCCAAAUUCUCAAGAGAUUUUCUCUCUGAAAAGUCCGAAUGCUAAUGAAGGCGCUUUAUCAAAUGAUAACACUCCUUACAACGAGUUGCCAUUAAUUGAAACUGAAAAAUUACAAGAUUUGAUCACUUUAGAUGCUUUGAAUGAAAGUGCUAUUGAACUUUAUAACAUUGCCACUUCCUCUGUUAAGAAUUAUGGUCAUCCAACAAGGGUUAUCGGUUCUCCUGGUCAUUGGAAAACAAUUGGUUACAUUAUCAAAGAACUUAAAGAAUUAUCAAACUAUUUCACAUUCACUACUCAAGAAUUCAAAGCUUUAGAUGGUAAAGUUUUCAGCUAUUCAUUAUCUGUCAAUGACACCAAAGUUGAACAAGUUAAACCAUUCCAAUUAACUCCAGCUGCUCAUGUCGCUGGUGGUGAAUUAGUCGCUGCAAAAAAUAAUGGUUGUGCUAAAGAAGAUUAUGAAGGUUUAGACCCAAGUAAAAAUCAAGUCGUUUUAGUUCAAAGAGGUGUCUGUCCUUUUGGUGAUAAAUCAAAUAUCGCUGGUGAAUUAGGUGCCAAAGCUGUCUUAAUAUAUGACCAUACUGAUGGUGAAUCAUUAAUUUCUGGUACUUUAGGUGAACCAACUAAUCAUACCAUUGGUACAUUAGGUAUCCAACGUAAUUUUGCCUUAGCUUUGUUAGAAUUAGUUGCAGCAGGUGAAAAGGUCCCAGUUGAUGUUAUAAUUGAUGCUUAUGUUGGUUUAAUUAAAACUAAAAAUGUCAUUGCAGAAACUAUUGAAGGUGAUCAUGAAAAUGUUGUUGCUUUAGGUGCUCACAGUGACUCCGUUGAAGCAGGUCCAGGUAUUAAUGAUGACGGUAGUGGUACCAUCUCUCUUUUAGCUGUUGCCAAACAAUUGACCAAAUUUAAAAUUAAUAAUGCUGUUCGUUUUGCUUGGUGGGCUGCUGAAGAAGAAGGUUUAUUAGGUUCAAAUUAUUAUACUCAAACCUUAUCAGCAGAAGAAAAUCAAAAAAUUAGAUUAUUCAUGGAUUACGAUAUGAUGGCUUCACCAAACUUUGAAUACCAAGUUUAUAAUGGUUCAAAUGCUGUUAAUCCAAAAGGUUCUGAAGAAAUUAAGAAUUUGUAUAUUGACUGGUAUGAAGAACAUGGUAAGAAUUGGACUUUAAUUCCAUUUGAUGGUCGCUCAGAUUAUGUUGGAUUUAUCGAAAAUGGUAUUCCAGGUGGUGGCAUUGCUGCUGGUGCAGAAGGUAAAAACUCACAAAAUGGUAAAGUUUUAGAUCAAUGUUACCAUUUGUUAUGUGAUGAUUUAACUAACUUGAACUGGGAUGCAUUCUUGACCAAUACCAAAUUGAUUGCUCACAGUGUUGCAGUAUAUGCUAAAGAUCUUUCAAACUUUCCAUCUAGAGAAACUUUUGCUGUUACUUCUGAAAGCAGUCUAGGCCAUGAACCAUUUGAAUACAAAGGUUCACAUUUAUUCCUUUAG